AUGGCCCCCGUCGCCAUUGCGAACUCCGCCUUCCCGGCCGGUGUCCUCGCCGCCAAGACCGCCCUCAACGGUAGCGCGACCCCAUACUCGACGACCUCGACGGCUGUCUCCGAAGCCGGCGAUAAGAGCCCCAAGCUCUCCAGCACGCCCCGCGCCGAGCCUGCCUCGCUUGCUGACGGUGUGACCCUCGUCCCUGGGGCGCCAGGUUAUGUCGAGCAGCUCGUGGCCGCCAACGCCGCCCUUCCUUCGACUGCUCCCGGCGCGACCGUCUACGCCUCGGGCCUCGAGGUCCUUGAGGCACUGGCGGUGCAGAACUCGUCUGCUGUUUGGGUUUACGACGACGCCGUGCAGGUCGGCUUUGGGAGCCGCCUCGCUGCCUGGGACGCUCAGGAGCUCACCCAGGUUGCAGGCAAGGUGCACCCCGUCGAGACGCGUGAGGGUGCUGGCCUCGAGAUUGCCGGGUAUCUGAACAAGGCCCCUGCGGGCAAGAUCUCAGUGUUCGCGUCGGCCACCACUCUGCCAUACCUCGCUUCCAACCUCGCCAAGAUCGACGGCGACGUCGUCAUUCACGUUGCCACGACCGCUACCGGCGCUGACCUCGAGCUCACUGAUGCUCUCGCCGAGGCUGGUGUCCUCAAGGCGCUCACUCAGUUGCCCGAGGAGUGGGACGUCAUCUUCUCGGCUGGUGCCGAUGUCAUUGCCACAGGGGCGCACCUGUACGGCCAGCAGGGCAAGGUAGUCCACGUAAUCGAGUCGACGUACGCUGCCCGCGAGGUUCAGUCGUACAAGUUCCCCUCGGCCGGUGCGUUCGACGAGUUUGUUGUUCUCGGUGACAACGCCGACGUUCACCUCGCCGUUGCUUCGCACGCUGCAUCGGCCCUGGUCGGUGCCAAGGUCGUCCUCAACACCCUCACUCCCUCGCCCGACAAACUCGCUGCCGCGCUCCUGAGCAAGGCUACCGUCACUGUCACUGGCGCUACCCUCUCGGACGCCGAGGCUCUCAAGGCCGUUGUCCUCGCCUCGCUAUACUCUGCGGCCACCUCGAGCUCGGCCAAGCUCCCCGCCAUCAAGGUCGCCGUGACCCCCUUGGCUGCUGCCGCCGUCGCCGACGAGAGCGCCAAGAUUGUCUCGUUCUUCACCGCCCCCAAGGCUCCCCUCCCCACCGUCCUCGCCCACCUCUUCUUCGCUUCGCCCACCCUCACCACCACCCUCGCGCAGUACGGCGCCGUCACCGUCACCGGCACCAAGUCGGUGCUCGCGCUCUCGCAGGGCGCCGCUGUGCCGCUCACCCCCAACACCCCCUCGGACCUCAUCUGGGUACAGGACAACGGUGUCUUCAAGGGCACCGACAUCUUGGCCACCGCCAAGGACGGCGCGACUGUCGUUCUUGAGCUCCCUUGGACUGAGGACGACCUCCAGUCCAAGCUCUCGGCCGCUGAGAUCCAGACGAUCCAGGACAAGAAGCUCCGUGUCUUCCUCCUCGACCUCGAGCCCGGGUGCCCGCUCAACGUCAUCCGCGAGCAGGUUGCUUUCCUCCUCCUCUACACCAGCUCGAAGCGCCUCCCCAAGGGCGUUUGGCAGGUCCUCGAUGCGUACCACUCUGGCCAGCUCGGCCGCGACCAGGUCGAGGACGCCCAGGCUUCGCUCUUCGAGAUCUCGCCCGACGUCCUCUCUGCCCUCGAGGUCGACCCCGAGAAGCUGAGCAAGACCAAGGAGGCAUGGACUUGGGACGCCGUUGCUGGCGAGUCUGUCAUCCUCGAGGCCGAGGCUACGCCCCAGCUCUCAUCGUGGGAGCUUGCUGCGCGCCACCUCCUCUUCCGCGAGGCAUACGCUGUGUCCAACUCGGGUGCCAAGAUCACUGACGCGGACGAGGUUUCGACUGGCGUCACGGCGCUCACGCCCGAGCUUGACGAGGAGACUUUCCUCGUCACUGUCAGCGAGAACCGCCGCCUCACCCCUCUCACCUAUGACCGUCACAUCUUCCACCUCGAGCUCGACACCAAGGACACCGGGCUCAAGUACGAGAUUGGCGAGGCUAUCGGCAUCCACGGCUGGAACAACGCCCAGGAGGUUCAGGAGUUCAUUGAGUGGUACGGGCUCGACGCCGAGGCGGUCGUCUCGGUCCCCCACCCCGAGAAGAAGGGUGUGCAGACGACACGCACCGUCUUCCAGCUCCUCCAGCAGAACCUCGACCUGUUCGGCCAGCCCGGCAAGUCGUUCUACGCCGACCUGUCCAAGGUUGCGACCGAGCACAAGGAGGCCAUGAAGCUCAAGUUCAUCUCGGUGCCCGAGGGUGCCGAGCUGUUCAACCGCAUGGCUGAGAACGAGACCGUCAACUUUGCCGACGUCCUCCGCGAGUUCCCUUCAGCUCACCCCUCGAUCGAGGAGCUCAUGACCAUUAUCCCAGAGAUUAAGCCGCGUCACUACUCGAUCGCAUCGGCCCAGGCCGUCGUCGGCGACAAGGUCGAGCUCCUCAUCGUCACUGUCGACUGGGUCGACACCAACGGCCGCACCCGCUUCGGCCAGUGCACGCGCUACCUUGUCGACCUGGCCGUCGGUGCCAAGGUCACGGUCUCGAUCAAGCCUUCCGUCAUGAAGCUUCCUCCCCUCCCCACUCAGCCCCUCAUCAUGGCUGGUCUCGGUACUGGUGCGGCUCCCUUCCGCGCCUUUGCCCAGAUGCGCGCACACCAGAUGUCGGAGGGCAUCGAGGUCUCGACUGAGAGCUCGUACUUCUUCGGCUCGCGCCACAGGUCCGAGGAGUACCUCUACGGCGAGGAGCUCGAGGCGUGGCGUGACGCUGGUGUUAUCGGUAACCUUGGCCUGGCGUUCUCGCGUGACCAGAAGCACAAGAUCUACAUCCAGCACCGUAUCAAGGAGCAUGGCCGUACACUCGCCAAGCAGCUGCUGGCCCAGGACGAGAAGGACAAGGGAUACUUCUAUCUGUGUGGACCGACUUGGCCCGUCCCCGACAUCUUCAACGCCCUCUCCGAGGCGCUGGUUGAGGAAGGGAACAUGACGCGCGAGGAGGCAGAGCAGUACCUUGAGGACCUCAAGGAGUCGGAGCGCUACGUGCUCGAGGUGUACUAA
Cutaneotrichosporon cavernicola is the source of this 3087-nucleotide messenger RNA. RefSeq lists its product as uncharacterized. Lineage: Eukaryota; Fungi; Basidiomycota; Tremellomycetes; Trichosporonales; Trichosporonaceae. Bases 1 to 3087 code for a protein of 1028 amino acids. The record is from RefSeq and is a predicted model, not a curated record. Gene Ontology annotation, cellular component: cytosol. The transcript has a single exon. Gene Ontology annotation, molecular function: flavin adenine dinucleotide binding; FMN binding; sulfite reductase (NADPH) activity.